CAACUUCUUCUUCUUCCAACGUCUCUCGCCGCUUCUUUAAAAUCCUCUCCUGAAUCCUUUGACUGCCAUUAAUGCCCCAACCACAAAUCUCACACCAAUAUAGACAACCAUCCAAUUCAAACCUCCUUUUCCUCUUUCCUUCAGCCAUCUCACAAUCCAAACAACAGAAAUGAAGCUCCCGUUUCUCUUCCGGCCAACAGAGGGCACAGUUUCAUGGCCGUGGCAGUCCUGCGGAAGCUAUAGAACCCUCUCUUUCCGCGCCAACUCUGCCAACAACUACGCCACCGUCGAGGGACCGGCGGAGGAGGACGACGGCGAAGGCAGCGGGGAGUCCAUAGAGGCGGUGAUUCGGGGGCUGAGGUCGGCGGAGAGGCUGUUUUUCGAGCCGGGAGAGACGAGCUCGAUAACGGGUGAACCCAAAAGAGGCGAAAUUCCGUUCAAGGAGAGUGUGGUGGUGGAGAUGGAAUCUGAAAACCCUUUUGUGGACUUCAAGAGAUCGAUGGAGGAGAUGGUGGAGGCUCAGGGCUUGCGGGAAAGUGAGUUUCUUGAAGAGCUGUUGAACUGGUAUUUGAGGUUCAACGAUCCGAACAAUCAUGGGUAUGUGAUUGGAGCUUUUGUUGAUUUGUUGGUUGAUCUCGCCGCCUUUUCUUCUGAUGAUCGUGAUUCUUCUUCUUCUUCUUGCUGUUGUUGUUUGUCUGAACCUAAUGAUCGGUGUUGUUCUAGUACCAGUACGACUGCUCGCUCUCCAACCUCUGCUUUGUCCUUCUUUUCUUCCAGUACUUGUUAUACUAGUCCUUGCUUAUCUUCGUUAGAAGGUGAGGAUGAGAUUGAAAAGGCAGCAGAAAAUUCUCCAUCUCCAGAUUCUUGAUUUACUCUAUGCGAAGUUGAAAUUAAUUAUAUAUGCAUGUACAUUUCUAGUUUGAGAAGGUCCCCCCCCCCCCCCCCCCCCCUCUCUCUCUCUCUCCGAGAUUCUGCAAUAUUGAUGUUUUGAGUCAGUCAUCUGCAUUGAACGAAGAACAAUUGAAACUGAUGAAAAAUAUCAAAUGCCAUUA
Diospyros lotus (date-plum) is the source of this 1052-nucleotide messenger RNA. Its product is annotated as transcription repressor OFP15-like. The transcript has a single exon. The record is from RefSeq and is a predicted model, not a curated record. Lineage: Eukaryota; Viridiplantae; Streptophyta; Magnoliopsida; Ericales; Ebenaceae. Bases 170 to 868 code for a protein of 232 amino acids. Gene Ontology annotation, biological process: negative regulation of DNA-templated transcription.